UCCGGCUUCUAGCAGUUUCCUGCAAGUGGUCGGAUCCGGUUGUUACCACGAUUUUCCAGUGAAAAGAAACGGCGAGGAUGUUUAUGCCAUUGAUAAGUCCAUUUAUCAAUUGAUAACGUUUUUGUUACUCCCCGACGAAAAAAUGGACGACGGUUUCUCAGAUGCUUCCUCGGGCCUCGGGGACCCCCUGGCCAGGUUAUCCGACCUCGGUUCUUGUUCUUCAUGGUCAGGAAGUCCCCCGGGAUCGCCUCAACUUGAAGAAGAAAUCGAUUGGGAGCGAAGGUGUCUCAACUUGCAGCUAGAACUACAGAAGUACAAACUACAUUCGUCGAAGGUGCGAGAUCUACUUAAAGAUAAGAAACGUUGGCAAAGCCUUGGCAUGGCAUGGCAAGGCAAAUGGAUGAUCUAUGUUAAAAUUAUUAGUGCGAAAAAUACAGGGCAGAAUAAUUCUUUCAAACACGUAUCUAAGCGUUUUCGCCAACGCCAAGUCCUGGAGCCGAUAAAUCUAUUUUAUGUAAUUUAA
Messenger RNA from Cimex lectularius (bed bug), 523 nucleotides. RefSeq lists its product as uncharacterized. The transcript has 3 exons. The coding region runs from base 143 to 523 and encodes 126 amino acids. The record is from RefSeq and is a predicted model, not a curated record. NCBI's taxonomy places the organism in Eukaryota, Metazoa, Arthropoda, Insecta, Hemiptera, Cimicidae.